AUGGUCAUCAAUAGAGAUAAACCACUCAAGAGAUAUCAUGUUGGUAUAAUUCAGGCAAUGUUAAUACCCCCAAAUGUAGAACUAGUUUUUGGCAUAGAAGCAAGUGGCGAGAACUUGAUUGAUACAACAAAAGUUAAUACAAGGUUGCCAAUGUUGGUUUAUGUAUUUUGUGAGAAUAGCAAGAUGAAGAUUUUACUUGUUUUUGCACUAAUUUUUCUUGGUCUAAAUUGGAGGAGCCAAAGAAAUAUUAGUGUCCUGGAGAAAGAAGAGUCCGAGCUAGAAAGACAACUCAAGAUUUUGAAUAAACCGCCUGUUAAAUCCUUCCAGGAUGUGGAUGGAAGCAUUCUGGAUUGCAUUGAUAUCAACAAGCAACCUGCUUUUGAUCACCCAUUGCUUAAAGAUCAUAAAAUCCAGAUGACACCUAGCUCUCUCCCUAAAGAAAUUCCAAACAUUAGAGAUUCAAUACCGCAACACCCCAUGCCCAAGACACUGGAAAAAUGUCCCGAAGGAACAGUCCUCGUACGAAGGACUAGGAAGGAAGAUUUAGUUGCAGCAAAAGCCGUCUCAAAUCAUUAUCGCGCAAAUGCAAAUGCUCAUCCAUCUACCUCAAAAUAUUUUGGAUUUCAUUUCCAACUGGUCAAAACAGCACCAGACACGUCCAAAGGAUAUUGUGGAGCUGCAGCAAAGAUCAACAUCCGUAACGUAAAAGUUUCAGAAAACCAAUUCAGCGAAGCUUCGAUAUGGAUUCAGAAUAGUCUUGAACAAACCAAUAACAUACAAUUCGGAUGGACUGCUGAUAAUUAUCGAACAACCGGGUGUUUCAACUCUUUGUGCCCUGGUUUUGUACAAAUUAGUCGAGAAAACUAUUUGGGUCAGAUACUUCCGAUUUCCGAGUACGGUGGGGAUGUGCAAUAUAUGUUGGAUAUACUCAUUUUCAAGGACCCAAAAUCAGGAAAUUGGUGGAUGGCACAUGAAACAAAGCAUGGAAGAAAAGAAUUCAUUGGUUAUUGGCCAAAAUCCAUAUUCACAACCAUGGCUGACUCUGCCUCAGAGAUUCAAUUUGGAGGAAAGGCUUAUAGCCCUCUAAAUCAGCCAGCCCCACCAAUGGGUAGUGGCCAUUUCGAUGCUAAUGAUUUUUCAAGGACAUGCUUUAUUAGUAAUAUGCAACUUGUUGACUCCUCAAAUAUACUUUUUGAACCCAAAAAUACAAGCUUGCUCGAAAUUACAGACAACCCUAAUCCUAAUUGUUAUCAAGUGGCAUAUAAAGGAUAUACGGGAGAGCCACGGCGGUAUGCUAUGCUCUUUGGGGGACCUGGAGGAACAGCUUGUGAUGCCUAAUGAAAGGCAACUAAACUUUUUGUUUAUGAAUAAUGGUUUUCUUGUACCUUGAACUUCUAUCAUGA
Molecule: messenger RNA, 1403 nt
Organism: Vitis vinifera (wine grape)
Lineage: Eukaryota; Viridiplantae; Streptophyta; Magnoliopsida; Vitales; Vitaceae
Product: protein neprosin
Exons: 8
Coding region: 1-1338 (445 amino acids)
Source: RefSeq, a predicted model, not a curated record